Messenger RNA from Fusarium mangiferae, 684 nucleotides. RefSeq lists its product as uncharacterized. Lineage: Eukaryota; Fungi; Ascomycota; Sordariomycetes; Hypocreales; Nectriaceae. The coding region runs from base 1 to 684 and encodes 227 amino acids. The record is from RefSeq and is a predicted model, not a curated record. The transcript has a single exon.
AUGGAAUCUUCUCAACCCAUCGUCAUCUCACCACAAAGUCCUUCCGAGCUUCUAUCAUAUAUCAUAUCCUACCAUAGAUAUCCUUCGACAAUAAUAAUCGGCUCGUCAAAGGAAGAGUUUCAGAGCUCACUCAUUGAGGAGAUCACACACCAUCUCACUCUUCAAGCGGAACAACUACAACUCGAUGAUUCUGGAGACUCAGAAACGCAACCUUCUCAUCAUCUCCUAAAAGCACCGCUCUAUCAAAUAGCCAUAUCCCGUCAUAUUAGGUUUCUAUUUGCGCCAACCGUCACACAUCUACGUGCCUUUCUCUCCGUCUUUACACCAAAGGAUUCACCUAUACCGGCACCACCAAACUACACACCCGCUUCUCGACCACCACUGCUUCUAGUUUACGGACUCCUAGCUCUUCACAGGGACGCAAGCGAAUGGUCUGCACAAGGCAUCGGCAACUCAGCUGCUCUUUUAGUCGAUGCUGCCCUACGAAACGAGUUUAGAGCUGCCGUCAUUGAGCCAAAAGGGAUAGGAGGACACCACACCCUGGAUCACCUUGGAGGAGAGAUGAUACCUCUGUUGAAUGGCACAUCGAGAAGAGACGAUGGAUCAUGGAGUGGGCGGACUGUCAGUGCUAAGCAAGUCCUGAGUCGAUGGUUCGAAUUCGAUAAUCGUGAACAAGAAGGUUGA